CACACCCUCAUACACGGAGACAUCUAGCCAUGAAGAUGCAAUCCAACCAUGACUCCCUCUUCAUCAUGCUCGCAACCCUAUAUUCCGUACUCGUUCUCUCCUCUUCACAAGAUUUCGAUUUCUUCUACUUAGUUCAAGAGUGGCCGGGAUCACACUGUGACACUGAACAAGGUUGUUGCUACCCAACCACCGGAAAACCAGCUUCGGACUUUGGAAUCCAUGGACUUUGGCCUAAUUACAACGAUGGCUCCUAUCCCUCGAAUUGCAACUCUAGCAACUCUUUCGAUGCAUCUAAGAUUUCCGAUCUUAUUAGCCGAAUGCAGUUGGAGUGGCCAACAUUAUCGUGUCCAAGCAAAGAUGGGCUAAAAUUUUGGGGUCACGAGUGGAAAAAGCAUGGGACUUGUGCGGAAUCUAUACUCGAUCAACAUGCUUAUUUUGAAACCACUCUUAAACUCAAAAACAAAAUCAAUCUCCUCCAUGCUCUAGAAGGCGCAGGAAUUCAACCGAAUGGGCAAAUGUAUAGUCUUGAAAGCAUAACGAGCGCGAUUCAAGUGGCGAGUGGCUACACUCCACGGAUCCAAUGCAAUAAUGACACGUCAGGCAACAGUCAAUUGCACGAAAUCUCCUUGUGUGUGGACUCGAUGGCAUCUGACUUCAUUGAAUGCCCCGUUUUGCCUAAUGGGCGUAGUUGUGGUUCCUCCGUCGAGUUUCCUUCCUUCUAACUUUAAUGUUUUAAUUCGUUAAUGUAAGAACUUAGAUGUAGCACCA
This is a messenger RNA of Lactuca saligna, 768 nucleotides long. NCBI's taxonomy places the organism in Eukaryota, Viridiplantae, Streptophyta, Magnoliopsida, Asterales, Asteraceae. The record is from the annotation of a GenBank genome assembly.